Beta vulgaris subsp. vulgaris (sugar beet) is the source of this 1697-nucleotide messenger RNA. Its product is annotated as calcineurin B-like protein 10. The record is from RefSeq and is a predicted model, not a curated record. The transcript has 9 exons. Gene Ontology annotation, molecular function: kinase binding; calcium ion binding. Bases 224 to 1000 code for a protein of 258 amino acids. Gene Ontology annotation, biological process: calcium-mediated signaling. NCBI's taxonomy places the organism in Eukaryota, Viridiplantae, Streptophyta, Magnoliopsida, Caryophyllales, Amaranthaceae.
CAUGUACUAAUAGGUAAGCAAAUCAAAUCAAUCACAUGACACAUGGUCCUCAUAGUUCCGGGACCCUCAAGUUAUCAAGCUCUUCUCCAACUACUUAUCUUAAUUUCACAUUUCUCAUAAUAAUGCAUUCAAAUAACAACCUCGCCAUUUUUGAUGUUAACUCUUCUGCAACACAAAAUCAUUCUCUAAAUACUCUAUUCCUCAUGAAUUUCUUCAUAUCACAAUGUCUUUCUCCAACAGUAGUAGUAGCAGUUCAUCUUCAAUUUUGAGUUUUUUAACUGUCGGUGAGAGAUUUUGUUCGGUGCUAGUACCGUUUAUCGCAGUCAUUGAAACACUCGUGUUUGCUGUUGCGCAUUGUUUUGAAUUAGAUCCUCAGAAUAAGAAGAAGAAGAAAAGUCAGUUUUCUUACGACGAUUUCGCUCGAUUCGCUGAUGAAUCUCCUCCAUUUACAGUUAAUGAAGUGGAGGCAUUGUAUGAAUUGUUCAAAAAAUUGAGUUGCUCUAUUGUUGAUGAUGGCUUAAUUCACAAGGAGGAACUGCAGUUGGGACUUUUCACAAGUCCCUUGAGUGGAAAUCUUUUCUUGGAUCGGGUCUUUGAUCUAUUUGAUGAAAAAAAGAAUGGUGUCAUUGAGUUCGAGGAAUUUAUUCAUGCUCUACGCGUGUUUCACCCCUAUGCACCUGUUGAUGAUAAAAUUAAUUUUGCGUUUAAGUUGUAUGAUUUGGGACAAACUGGUUUUAUUGAGCGUGAGGAAGUUAAGCAAAUGGUAAUAGCCAUUUUAUCAGAAUCAAGGUUGGAUUUACCAGACGAACUCCUGGAGUCUGUCAUUGACAAGACGUUUGCUGAUGCUGAUGCUGAUAGAGAUGGUAAAAUCUGCAUUGAAGAGUGGAAGGCUUUUGCUCUUCUUAAUCCUAGCCUCUUGAAGAUGAUGAGUAUUCCUUAUCUGAAGGAUAUAACUACAUGUUUCCCGAGUUUUAUUUUCAACACCGAGGUUGAAGAAUGACCAAAUGAGCAAUGUUUUUACGGGGAAAGAUGGAGAGCAUAAGCGUUCCUGGUAAACAUGCAUGGUUCUGGUAGUCACUGUGGCAAAGAUUUCUGCUCUUGGAGGAGCCUGCAGAUUGUAAGGCUCUUAAGUGCAAUGAGGAGCAACCACACUUCAUCAACUUUCCAUGCAAACCUAUAAUAUUUAUUUUUAUAGGGCUUGAGAUGUCUUCUGAUCUACGGCAAGGACUUCUGGCUCAUUUGGGAGAAGGUAAUCAACAAUGUCAAUGAUUUUAUUUGUAAACUUGCAAGAAAAGUCUCAUGUCAAUGUCAUGAAUGGAGUAUGGAACUCCAACUUCUAACACGUAUUUUUCUUGACACAUUUCCAUUAUUACUCAAUGCUACAUCUAAGGUGUUCAUGAAUAAUAAUGGAAAGUUAAAAGAAAAACAAGAUAUUUGAGCGAAAACAAGCAUUAUCAAUUUAUCAUGGACAUCAUCUUAUAUUUUCUCUAACAAAGGUACAUAUAUAUUCAAAUCAUUGUUCACACAAUUUAUUACCAGUACUAGCUUGUACCAUGGUCCAUGCAAAAUAGGCAUGAGGCCCUAGUUUAUGACAUUACUUGUAAUAUCCGUAGUUUCUGCUCAUCCAAUAGAUGGGUCAUGGAUAUGUAUUGUCAAUUUUUUUCAUUGAUUCAGUUAUAACAAAUGUAUUAUCUUCA